This is a messenger RNA of Papaver somniferum (opium poppy), 2366 nucleotides long. Its product is annotated as U3 small nucleolar RNA-associated protein 6 homolog. Gene Ontology annotation, biological process: maturation of SSU-rRNA from tricistronic rRNA transcript (SSU-rRNA, 5.8S rRNA, LSU-rRNA). Gene Ontology annotation, molecular function: snoRNA binding; protein binding. Bases 125 to 2095 code for a protein of 656 amino acids. Lineage: Eukaryota; Viridiplantae; Streptophyta; Magnoliopsida; Ranunculales; Papaveraceae. The record is from RefSeq and is a predicted model, not a curated record. Gene Ontology annotation, cellular component: small-subunit processome; Pwp2p-containing subcomplex of 90S preribosome. The transcript has 6 exons.
CUCUUCCUCCUCCGCCGUCGCCCUAGGCAACAUCUCCAUUUUUAUCUCUAGAAAUCCAAUCUUGGCUCUCUGAUUUUCUCCUCUAAAUCUCUUAUUCGUGAUCACCAUAUCCAGCUGAUCAAAAAUGGCGGACGUAGUUCAGUACAGACUAGAGCGUAUGUUAGAUGAAUUAGAAGACCUAGAAAAAAGAGGUCUUUUCAGUCGCCCAGAAAUAGCAGAAAUCGUUAACAAGAGAAGAAAGUUCGAGUACAAACUUAAAAGACCAAGUCCGCUAAAACAAGAUUUCUUAACUUACAUCGAUUAUGAGAAACAGCUUGAUUCACUUCGUAGACUUCGGAAGAAAUUAGUUUCUGAAGAUUUGAAAGAACAAGGUAUUAAGAAAAGGAAAAGGAAAUCUUCUUCUGAUAUUGCCGGUGUUUUGAGAAUACUUGGGAUCUUUAGAUUAGCUGUAACCAGGUUUAAAGGUGAUAUUCAUCUUUGGUUUAGGUACCUUGAGUUCUGCAGGGAACGCGGUCAUGGUCGAAUGAAGAAAAUUUUACCUCAGGUGCUUAGGUUUCAUCCUAAGGUACCUGGUGUUUGGAUAUAUGCAGCAAGUUGGGAAUUCGACCACAAUUUGAAUGUUGCUGCAGCUCGUGCACUCAUGCAGAAUGGGUUGAGGGCAUGUCCGGAAUCUGAAGAUUUAUGGGUUGAGUAUCUACGAAUGGAGUUGACUUACCUUAACAAGCUGAAGGCACGAAAGACUGCUCUUGGUGAAGAUACGGGGACGUUGGCUCGAAAAGAAGGGGAUGUUGAUGAGAAACAGUGGAGAGAUGAAAACAAGGAUUUGUUUAUGUCUCUGGAUGGGGAAAAGGAAGGUGUCGAUGGUACUGAUGUCCAAGAGGGAGAGUCAGAGAAUAAAAAGGAUACUUUUAGAGAGCAGGGGUCGGUUAUUCUUCAGACUAUAUAUAGUGGGGCAAUUGAAGCGCUUCCAACAAGCAUGAGUCUGCGAAAGCGGUUUUUGGAGGUUUUGGAUGGUAUAGACCUGGCCCAUUCUGAAGAGUUGAGGAAAGAAAUGAUGGAUGGCAUGAAGAGAGAUUUUGCGAAGAAAGCGGAGUAUUGGGAUUGGUUAGCAAGGCUUCAAAUUGGUGAUCUUGAAAAGACAAAGGAUAUGCGUAAAAAGGACAUGCUUGUCCGGUUAAAUAAAGCAGUUGAUGUAUAUGAGGAAGCACUUGAAAGCAUGCCUUCAACGGAGAUGUUUUCCUUCUAUACCAAUUUUUGGAAGGAUGUUAUUGCGCCAAAAGGAGAAGAUUCCCAAGUUUUCGAGCCGACUGAUGUUUCUGAUAAAACAGUAGAAUUCACAUCUCGUCUGUUUAAAGUAUUUGAAAAGGCUGAAUCUAUGGGAUGCAUCACAGAGGAUCUUGCGUACCAUCAUAUUUCACUGUACUUGGAACUAGGGAGAUUUGAGGAAGCUAGGAAUCUGGCAGAAAAGUUUUCUAAUGGAAAACUUUCAUGCUCGGUGAAGGUGUGGGUUUUAAGAGUUUCAAUAGAGAUGAAAUGGACGACCAGGGAAUCUGCUUCUCUUAGUAAGGAUGACCUGCGUUCUGUCUUUGAGCUUCUGCAAAACGUGUUAUCAAAAGUGGCAAUUUCAGAAGCUGAAAGCUUAUGGCAUAUGGCCAUCAAGUUCUUUUCUAGUCAACCAAAGUAUUUUAAGAAACUGGUUGAGACUUUUCUAGCUUUCUUAACCAAAGAAAAUGAAGGCAACGUUCCACUUUCUUCUGCCAUAGUCCAUCAUGUUCUUCAGAAAGAUGGUCUUCAACGUGCAAGAGAGGUGUACAAGAGAUUUCUCGCUUCACCUCACCCAAGUCUGGCUCUCUACAAAAGCUGCAUCGAGUUGGAGUCUAACCUUGCGUUUGUUGGCGAUAAGAAUGCUCUUUCAAAUGCGCGCAAGUUGUACGAGUCUGCACUUACAACUUAUAACGAAGAUACUGGAUUGUGGCGAGAUUAUUACUCCAUGGAGAUCAAAAUGGGGUCCUCAGAAACGGUAAAUGCUGUAUAUUGGCGUGCAAAGAAGAUCCUCAAAGACACUACUGAAUUACUUGCUCCACAGAAUUUGUGAUGCAUUUAAUUUUUGUUUCCCAAAUCACCUUCAAUUUUGACAAGUUUUCUAGUUUAUCUAUUUAUAGACCAUAUGUAAGAACUGUAAAAGGGUUUGUAGGUCGGCCAGUGUACAAUUUUCAGUGUAACCUCACACAGGCCGGGAAUGAUUGAAACUCUAAAACAAAUUCGUUUCCUCAACUUUCAUCUGUACAAUCUUUUGAGAAAACAUUGGUCUUUUGUGUAUUUGCACCCAAUAGCCAAUAUUAUACCAAAUCAUUUGAAUUUCCAAA